Molecule: messenger RNA, 1818 nt
Organism: Pieris brassicae (large cabbage white)
Lineage: Eukaryota; Metazoa; Arthropoda; Insecta; Lepidoptera; Pieridae
Gene: rnh1
Product: ribonuclease H1
Exons: 2
Coding region: 154-1185 (343 amino acids)
Biological process (GO): DNA replication, removal of RNA primer
Molecular function (GO): magnesium ion binding; RNA-DNA hybrid ribonuclease activity; nucleic acid binding
Source: RefSeq, a predicted model, not a curated record
UUCAUAUAUGUCUAAGUUGCUGAGUAGUGUAAACAACGAUUUUGAAUUAUUGUACUUUUGAAAUUUGUUUACAUAACUCAGUAGGUAGGACAGUACUCCUUUAAUUGCUUUAUUUAGGUGUAAACUUUAAAUAACAAUUUAUUGGCUUUUUAAAUGCUAUGGAGGGUUGUAAAUCUUCAACGAAAUUUUUUACGAUGUGACUUAUGGACUAAAAGUAAUUUGUAUUUUCAAAAAAUGCCUUUCUACGCUGUUGCCAAAGGCCGGACUUCCGGAAUAUUUAUGGAAUGGAGUGAUUGUGAAGCCCAAGUUAAGGGCUUUCCUGGCGCAAGAUAUAAAAAGUUCAAUACAGUUGUCGAGGCUCAAGACUUCAUUACAACUAACAAAAGAGUUAGUGGACCGGCAAAGGAGAUCCCUCCUAAAAAGCAAAAAUCUCGUUCAUCUCUGCCCAGUAAAAACGAUAAUAAUCUGAAAAGAAAUUAUUCAACUUCUUUCAAAGCUGACGAUACUGUUCCAAAGAAGAAACCAAAAGCAAAAACAGAUGGUUUUAGUUCUGAUGACGAUGAUAUUGACUUGAACACUAUAGUUAUAAAACAAUUAGAUGACAUAGAGGAAAGACUGAAAGGAGUUACAAAUCGUGUUGAUAAAAUCUUUCAAAAGAAUACUAAAAAGGUAGGAAAGAAGACUAAGUUAAUUCAACCACAGGACCUUGGAUCGAAUUUUAAAGUGGAUGAUGAGGGGUUUGUACAAGUUUAUACAGAUGGAGCAUGUUCAUCAAAUGGGCGUUCAGGUGCUCGAGCUGGUCUUGGUGUGUACUGGGGUGAUGGCCAUAGUCUAAAUGUAAGUGAGCCAGUGUCUGGGCGAGCUACUAACAAUUGUGGUGAAAUUCAAGCAGCCACAAAAGCCAUCAAGCAGGCUAUUGAUAAUGGGGUUGACAAGUUGGCUAUUAAUACAGACUCUAAGUUUCUUAUCAAUUCUGCUACCAAGUGGAUGACAGGUUGGAAAAGAAAGGGAUGGAAACUCCAGUCAGGAGAACCAGUGAAGAAUGAAGUAGAUUUUAAGGAUCUUGAUAGUGUCCAAAAAAAGAUUAAUAUUAAGUGGAAUUAUGUAGAAGCCCAUAAAGGGAUUCAUGGCAAUGAGAUGGCUGAUCAACUUGCUAAAGCUGGUGCCUCACGCUAUGGAAACUAAACACGAAUGUGUAGUUCCUAUGUAGUUUUAUUAGGUUAAAUUGGUAAUAGUUUGUUUAAUAGUAAAAGCAUGUUGUAGAGUCAAAUGAAUGUUACUUUUGUUUUUUAUGUAGCUGUUAACUUUGUUAUACAUUUAAGAUAUCUUUUACAUAUUGCAACUUCUAAAUUCUACUGUCUAUAUUUUUAAUCUGCUUUAAUUAUGAUUGCCAUUUGUUUAGGACAUUUAUCUAAGGUUCGCCUAGCAUUUAUUUGGUAUAAAUUGGUGCUUAUAAAAUGUAUGGGUAUAACCUUUAUUACUAUUGAUGGCUGUGCCUCCUUUAAAUAGGAAAGGUAUUGUUAUUUCUAUCCCUUCCACAUCUGCCUAUCUACUUCCUUAAGAUGGGUCUUAGGCUGUAGUAUUUUCAUAUUCCUUCAUGUCUAAUGUAGUAUAUUCACAGUGAGACUUAACAAGGUUGCAUGUAACUUUAUUAUUAAAAUUGUACCAGACUUUAUUUAAUUAUUGGUACCAUAAAGGCUAGAAUUUAAUGUUACUGCAUGAAAUCAUUAUUUAUUUUUCUAUAAUCUAAAUAGUUGAUAAUGCUUUAUAAGUUAAAUUAUAGUAUUUAUAAGGACUGUUUCCCAUGAAUGGUUUGAG